UAUCAAGCUUCGCUCUCAUUUGCUUAGGGUUUGUUUUCCCUUUAAAUCCUGAAAAAAAGAAUCGAAUACUCUCCCUCUCGCUCUUAGCUUGAAGUUGUUCAGCAGCAAUCAUAGCAGACAGAAAUCCUCUCCUCGCCUCUUCUCUCCUCUCCGGAAGGUGGACAGACUGGUAUGUUAGUUUGGAACUCAUAUUUUUUUGUGAGAUUGGAUCAUGUUGUGGCUUGAUCACCUUUUUGUUAAAUCUGACCCUUUCCACUUUUCUCUGAAUAACUUGAUAAAGGAAUCUACAAGCUAAAAUCUUAAUUCUUAUAUUUCUUAAAUGCGACCUCUGGAAUGAAGCCCCUUCAUGCUUAAACUAAUGCUUCCUAUUCCAGGACAUAGGUUGCAUCACCUUCCUAAGCUACAUUGUUUUCAUUCAGAAAUCUCUUUUGCCCAUCUCUGUUACUACUGCAACUAAUUUUAUCUUAAAUCCUUUAUUAGAAGUCUUUCACGUUGCAACCACCUUCAAACUUAUGACACGAUUUCUAUUCAGAUUCAUGACCUGGAACUCCUUUUGGCCUUUCAUUUUGUUUCCUCCUUUCAAUAUGUGUAUAUAUCCCAUGAAUUCUUGUGGCCUCUGUACCCUCUUCACAGUUGCCUUGCAAGCUUGUGUACUUAGAUAUAUAAGAUGCCAAGUACAAAAGGAAAUGCAUCUGCAGCUGCUGAGGAAGCAGAAUCUGAAAAGCCGGUUGAGUCCGAUGAGAAAGUUGAUUUUGAUGAAGACUAUGAUCCUGAGGAAAUGAUGGAUGAGGAGGUUGAGUAUGAAGUAGAGGAAAUAGUGGAAGAAGUGGAAGAAGAGGAAAUAAUAGAAGAGGAAGUGGAGGUGGAGGAAGAAGAGGAGGAAAAUGCUAGUAAUGCUAAUGGGGGUGAUAUCCAAAGUAGCCAUCAAGGUGAUGAGGCAAAGGUUGAAGAUGAGGAUGAGAAGAAAAAACAUGCUGAGCUUCUUGCCCGUCCUCCUCAUGGUUCUGAAGUAUAUAUUGGUGGUGUUCCUAAUGAUGCUUCUGAGGAGGACUUGAAGGAUUUUUGCGAGUCUGUUGGAGAAGUUACGGAGGUACGUAUGAUGAAAGGAAAAGAUUCAAGUGACAAUAAGGGCUUUGCAUUUGUGACUUUUAGAAGUGUUGAUUUGGCUACUAAAGCAAUUGGUGAGCUGAAUAAUACUGAAUUCAAGGGUAAAAGAAUCAAAUGCUCAACAUCUCAGGCAAAGCACCGGUUGUUCCUUAGCAACAUUCCUAGAAGUUGGGGAGAGGAAGAUCUUAGCAAGUUUGUGGCUGAGGUUGGGCCUGGUACAACCAAUGUGCAAUUGGUGAAGGAGAAGAGCUCAAGCAAUAACAGGGGCUAUGCUUUUGUUGAGUACUACAAUAAUGCUUGCGCUGAAUAUUCGAGGCAGAAGAUGAUAGAUCCAAAAUUUAAGCUGGGUGAUAAUGCCCCAAGUGUGAGCUGGGCUGACCCUAAAAAUGCUGACUCUUCCACUUCUUCACAGGUUAAGGCAAUAUAUGUGAAGAAUUUACCAAAGACUGUUACCCAAGAUCAGUUGAAGAAGCUAUUUGAACGACAUGGAAAAAUCACAAAAGUGGUUUUGCCUCCAGCAAAAUCUGGACAAGAGAAAAAUAGAAUUGGUUUUGUGCAUUUUGCUGAGAGGUCUAGUGCUAUGAAAGCUCUGAAAGAUACUGAAAAAUAUGAACUAAAUGGCCAAAGUGUCGAGUGUGCACUUGCAAAACCUCAGUCAGAGCAGAAGCCUGCUGGAGGGUCAAACUUGCAGAGGGCUGGUUUGUUACCAGCUUACCCACCUGGUGUUGGUUAUGGUAUGAUGGGGAGUGCCUAUGGUGCUCUUGGUGCAGGAUAUGUUGCAACAGGCUUUACACAGCCAUUGAUCUAUGGAAGUGGACCAGCCCCUGCUGGCAUGGCAAUGAUGCCAAUGCUUCUACCUGAUGGGCAGUUCGGAUAUGUCCUGCAACAGCCAGGAGUACAGCUACACUCCCCAACUUCAUAUCAAAGAAAUGAUAGUAGGAGUGGAAGUGGGCGUGGCAACAAAAUGGUUGGCAGUUCAAGUAGGGGUAGACAGCGCAGUGAUGCCAGCCAUGGUCGCAGAUUUCGUCCGUACUAAUUGCUUUUGCUGCAUACUUGUUGAUUUCACUGAUGAAGAAAGUGCUAUUCAACAGUGUCAAACUCUUAGCAUUUUUUUAUUUUCCGUCUUAUUAUUGUAGUGUAAUUGAGCUGAUUUUUGUGAGUUUUUACACGUACAUCUAUAUUGAAAACUUGUGUACAUUUGUUCUUUGCGAGGUUGAUAGCACGCAGUCAGGUUUGCAUUA
Molecule: messenger RNA, 2348 nt
Organism: Populus trichocarpa (black cottonwood)
Lineage: Eukaryota; Viridiplantae; Streptophyta; Magnoliopsida; Malpighiales; Salicaceae
Product: heterogeneous nuclear ribonucleoprotein Q
Exons: 9
Coding region: 668-2143 (491 amino acids)
Cellular component (GO): nucleus
Molecular function (GO): mRNA binding
Source: RefSeq, a predicted model, not a curated record